CAACGAACGUGGGUGGUCAAUUGAUCACCGACAGUUUCAUACGAACCACGAGACAGUUCAGGUCUGUUCAAUCGCGGUAACGCGUCUUUUCCACGUACGGAGUGAUUAAUAUAUCUGUGACGUGAUAUAUUAAAUAUUGAAGAUAAUAAAUAUCAAAGAGCUACCAUCGCCAAAUAUUCCGAGGGAAAUGAAAUUUUUACGUGCGGAAAACGGAUUUGUGUCGAAGCGGUAUCGCGCAUCUCACGGAGGAUGCGCAAACCGCAUUAAACCAUUCCUGUUGUUAAUCAAAUUAUGCGGGAUGUUUGCCAACGAAAUUACAAAGGGACGCGUGAAACGUUGCUCUUGGCCCAUUUACGGUAUUUGCGUCUUUUGGUUGAGCUUAUACGUAUCACACGUAUGUUUUCUACUGUGUUACUUCGCGAAAGGUGAAUCCAUCCAAAUAACACUAACGAUAGAGUUUACGAAGCAUUUAAUAGGAUAUGCAAGUCUCGGAGUCAACGUCAUCGCCGCUUACACCGCGCAAGAUAGCGUCGUUAAGUUUUUCGAUCGACUGGACAGUUAUGACAGCGAAGUUGCGCGGAUGAAGAACACGAGGCAAGAUCACUUGUGGAUACUCUCGAUCGCCACGUUUGCGACGUUCGUUAUCAACCUGAUGCUCGCGAGCGUGAUCGCAAGCGAGAUAACGAACGACAUCAUGUUCUUCAUGAUACUUUCGGAUAUCUUCACGACCAUCAUGCACAUGUGCGGCACUCUCGGCAAGUCUCUCAUGCUGUAUUUGCUGUUAGAACGUUUCAGGCAUCUGAACAGGAAGAUCGCGCCGAGCGUGUCGUGGGACGAGAAGCGACACGGUUCGAACGCGAUCAAGGUCCUGGAUGUCAAAACCCUCCACUCGAUGCUGUACGACGCUCAGCAGGCUUUUUGCAACAUGUACAAUAAUCCUAUGUUGAUGUGGUUCGCCUCGCUCAUGAUACACGUUGUUGCGAACAUUCGUGCUUUUCGGCAGAAGCCACUGAUCCUGGCCUGCGCUUUAGUAUGUCCUGGGAUCUUGCAGGUGUUUGCUCUGUGCACGAUGUGUCACUACACGACCCAGGAGGCGAACAGGAUCGCUUGCGUCUUAAACGAAGACAUGUGCAGGCUUGUUAGCUCGGGGGAAACGAUGGUGAAAAUUGACGUUUUCACAUAUUUCUUGCACAAUCAAGUGUCUUUCGAGGCGGCGGGCUUCUUCACGAUCGAUCUGCCGCUGUUUCAGUCCAUUGUCGCGGCGAUAACUACUUAUUUCAUAAUACUGAUAUAAUCUCCCGGCCCCUAAAUAUAUAUUUCUCUUAACGUGUGCCGUUCCUUCUCACGAUAAAUAUCGAAAAAAAAUUAAAAAUAAGAUUAAAAAUAAGAUUAAAAAAUUAAAAAUUAAAAAUAAGAUUAUAGAUA
Molecule: messenger RNA, 1425 nt
Organism: Harpegnathos saltator (Jerdon's jumping ant)
Lineage: Eukaryota; Metazoa; Arthropoda; Insecta; Hymenoptera; Formicidae
Exons: 5
Coding region: 188-1294 (368 amino acids)
Biological process (GO): sensory perception of taste; chemosensory behavior; male courtship behavior
Cellular component (GO): membrane; axon; dendrite
Source: RefSeq, a predicted model, not a curated record